Messenger RNA from Ambispora leptoticha, 1005 nucleotides. NCBI's taxonomy places the organism in Eukaryota, Fungi, Glomeromycota, Glomeromycetes, Archaeosporales, Ambisporaceae. The record is from the annotation of a GenBank genome assembly.
AUGGUUCUUCAAUGGGUAGAUAAACAUCGACCUACCUCUCUAAAUGAGUUGAAUUUUCAUAACGAUUUAUCACAAAGACUCAAAACUUUGGCUUCGGAUGGUGAUUUUCCACAUUUGCUAGUUUAUGGACCAUCCGGUUCUGGAAAAAAGACACGCAUCAAUUGUGUCAUUAAGGAGCUAUUUGGUGAGGGUGUUGAAAAGAUCAAAGUAGACGAAAGGAUAUUCCAGACAUCAUUGUCAACUAGGAAACAGGAAUUUCACACAGUUUCCAGCAUCUAUCAUCUUGAAAUGACACCAAGUGAAGUUGGGAAUUUUGAUCGAGUCGUUAUUCAAGACUUGUUGAAAGAAAUCGCACAAACACCACAACUGGAUUUUAAUGCCAAACAUCAAUUUAAAGUUGUUGUAAUAAACGAAGCGGACUCUAUGUCUCAUGAUGCUCAAGCUGCUCUUCGCCGUACUAUGGAGAAAUAUAUGGCAAAUUUGCGGAUAAUUCUCUGCUGUAAUAGUUCAAGCAAGAUAAUUUCACCGAUUCGGAGUAGAUGUUUAUUAGUUAGAGUGGGAUCUCCAUCAACUGAUGAGGUAAAGAAGAUCCUUCAUAUUUUUUCGAAAAAAGAGAACUUUCCACUUUCUUCCAUUGUCGCCCAGAAAAUCGCAGAGGAAUCCGAUGGAAAUUUACGUAAAGCGAUAUUAAUGUUGGAAUCACUCAAAUUUACCAGUGGAACCGAUUUCCCAAAGGCGGACGCAAUAAUCAAACUUGAUUGGGAGACACUGGCAUUCGAAUUGGUAAAGUAUAUUGAACAUGAGAACGUAAAAUGUCAAAUAAUAUUGGAGGCUGCAAAUUACGUAAAGAUUAUUUACCAAUACAUGGUCUUAAUAUUUAUCCAUGAAAAACAUGCAUUAAUUAUCGGGUACUUGUUUCAGGAACAUCAACUUCAUCUUGGGCAGAAAGCGAUCUUUUAUCUCGAAGCUUUUGCCAUUAAAACCAUGCAUAUUUACAAAUGGUAA